This is a messenger RNA of Cyclocybe aegerita, 444 nucleotides long. The record is from the annotation of a GenBank genome assembly. Lineage: Eukaryota; Fungi; Basidiomycota; Agaricomycetes; Agaricales; Hemipholiotaceae.
AUGGCGAAGAAGGCUUCAGGAUCAACCGACAAGAAAGCCAGUGGGUCAGCAGACAAGAAGGCGGUAGGCAAAGACAACAACAAAGGAAAGGCGAAGGCAACCACCGACGAUGGUGAGGAGAAACAGGCCAAGGGGAAAGGCUCCCUGAAGGCAGCUACAGCAGUUAACGUACGCCAUAUACUAUGCGAGAAGCAUUCUAAGGCCACAGAAGCCCUGCAGAAAAUCCAGGAAGGACAGUCGUUCAACAAAGUCGCGCAGGAGUAUUCGGAGGACAAGGCUAAAGCUGGAGGAAGCCUGGGAUGGAUGGUACGGGGAAGCAUGGUUGGCGCUUUCCAAGAAGCAGCGUUCGCCCUCACACCCUCCACUGUCGACAAGCCCAUCACAUCUGGUCUUGUUAAGACAGAUUUUGGCUACCAUAUCAUCAUGGUCGAAGGCCGUCGAUGA